AUGAAAAUACAACAAAAGAUCGAUACAUUAUUUUAUAAAAAUGACGACGUUGGAUCAAUUAACGAUGAGAUUCUAACUUAUCCAAAAGAUACAGAUUUACAAGAAUUAGAAGUUGUAAGAAUAACAUCAAUUCCAAAACCACCUAAAAAUUCAAUGAAAAUCACAUUAGAUGCAGCUAAAACGGCCGUUAAUUUUUAUGAUGAUCUUCUAUUGCCACAAGCGUUACAACUGUUCGAUUGUGAACCAGAUGAAUAUCAAGAAAUGAUAGAAAGAAAUAAUAAUCAACAAAAAAUACUAAAUUUACCAUUGAAUAUUUUCGCAUUUAUAUCAUUAACGGGACAUGGUUGUGCAUUUUACAACUAUAAUAGAAAUAAUAUUGAUGUUAAACAACUAUUAUCAAAUUUAGUUGAAAAACAGCUAUUAUCAAGUGGAAAAUAUUUAAAAUCAUCCAUGAGACCUGUUGACUGCUGGAUGAGAAAACUGCCACAAUCGGAUGAUGAGAAACAAGUUCAAGAAUUUGAGAAAAUAUUAGUGACUGAUUUUGGUAUCACAUUAGAAAAAUAUGUAAAAGAAUAUGAAGAAAAUAAUUGUUACCCGACUAACUUGUCAUUAACUGAUAUGGGUAUACAAGAAAUUUUGAAACAAGAACGACAUCUAUCAUUGUUAAAGGAAAAAUUAAGUAGAAUGAAACAAGAAGAAAGGCUACAAAAUGCUGAAGAAGAAAGAAAUAUAUUAGCUGAUACAGUAAAUGCUGCUGAAAAUUUAUUGGAUGAUAUUGUACGAAGAGUUCAGCAUACAGUUAGUCCAACAGUAUUAACACAAAAUGCAAUGAAUCUGUCACAUCCUGAUUACAGAAAAACUGACGCUCAUGAAUCAACGAGAGAAGAUAUUGGAUCAACAAACACAAAACCCGUCAAAAGACGUUUAUAUACACAAUUUCGUGAUGAUGACAUACUUAGCGAGUUAAUUGGUACACCUAUUAAAAAAGCACGUUUUCUUGGAUCUGAUGGCAUUUUAAGACCUACAGCAACAACGUCUAUAAUAAGUGCUGAUUUAGAAAGUGAUGCACUCAUCGACGGAUUUAAUGUUGAAGAUUCAAGUGAAACAGGUUCAUUCAAGAGAAAAACUUUGAUUUUUCAACAAGAGUAUCGCUUAUUGUUGUUUAUUUUAGCUUUAACAUCGCGCUCAAAACAGCUGAGAAACGUAACAAAUGUAUUAUCAUCAACAACGGAAAAUACAAUUAAUAAUAAUGAUGACACAUCAAAUUUCCACAUUGUAGGUUUCGUUAAAUCUUUUUCUUUACUUUUUACUUUAGGUGAAGCUGUUCAUUCACCACUGCAUAGUAAAUCAAGUACCAUACCAUCAACUGAAGCAAGUUCAACAGUAACGUCACAAUAUCAUCCAACAAUAACAAUAAAUACUGUUGAGAAACACUCAAUAUCUGAAAAUAUGAAAAUAUUAUGUAAAAACUUUUAUUAA
This is a messenger RNA of Didymodactylos carnosus, 1479 nucleotides long. The record is from the annotation of a GenBank genome assembly. NCBI's taxonomy places the organism in Eukaryota, Metazoa, Rotifera, Eurotatoria, Philodinida, Philodinidae.